Messenger RNA from Nicotiana tabacum (common tobacco), 2737 nucleotides. RefSeq names its product L-type lectin-domain containing receptor kinase VII.1. Gene Ontology annotation, biological process: protein phosphorylation. Gene Ontology annotation, molecular function: carbohydrate binding; protein kinase activity; ATP binding. NCBI's taxonomy places the organism in Eukaryota, Viridiplantae, Streptophyta, Magnoliopsida, Solanales, Solanaceae. The record is from RefSeq and is a predicted model, not a curated record.
AAUUUUUUUUUUUUGGGGGUUUUGCUAAAAUACAAGCUUACCUUUUCCUCUUAAGGAGGAGUCAAACUUUCUGUUUAGAAUUUCUUCAAGUUGGAAGCCGCCAGUUUCCUUUCUUAUCCUCUUUAUCUUCACAUUACAGCAAUUUUUUUGUUAACAUUAAUACGUGGGGAACCUUCCUAGUUCCUUGACUUUAGACACAGAUCAUUAAAAAUUGUUUACACUUGUUGUAAUAUUUGACCAAGUAUGUCUUGUCAAAAUUUACCUGGUGACUACAAUGAUAUCUCCCCCUUUUUCUCUGUAAACACCUGCUUCUCGUAAUUCUAUUCUUCAUUAAAGUUGCCUGUGCUUCAAUCUUAGAAUGAACCAAGACCUAAAAACUCUUCUUCUCUACCUGCUGAUAACUAUACUAUUUUCUAGUAUUCAAUCAGUUUCAGCUAUUGAUUUUGUCUUCAAUGGCUUUAAACCAUCAGAUAUAUCACUGUAUGGGAAUGCUACAAUUGAAUCUCGAAUACUUACUCUUACAAAUGACUCAACUUUCUCAAUUGGCAGAGCUCUACACCCUUCAAAGAUUGUCACAAAAGCACCUAAUUCAUCCCAAGUUCUUCCCUUUUCAACAUCUUUCAUAUUUGCAAUGGCUCCUUUUAAGGAUAGGCUACCAGGACAUGGCAUAGUUUUCUUGUUUGUGCCACAAACAGGUAUUGAUGGUACUACUUCUUCACAGAAUUUAGGUUUUUUGAACUUCACAAAUAAUGGGAAUCCUGAUAAUCAUGUUUUUGGGGUUGAGUUUGAUGUUUUCAAGAAUCAAGAAUUCAAUGACAUAAAUGAUAACCAUGUUGGAAUUGAUGUCAAUUCUCUUGCAUCAGUCUUUGCUCAUGAAGCUGGCUAUUGGCCUGAUAAGUACAAUAAGUUUAGUGAUGAUGGUAGCUUAAAUGAAGAGUCUUUCGAGACUUUAAAGUUGAAUAAUGGAAGAAAUUACCAAGUUUGGAUUGACUAUGCAGAUUUCCACAUUAAUGUGACUAUGGCACCAGUUGGUAUGAAAAGGCCUAAGCAACCUUUGUUGGAUCUUCCCCUCAAUCUUUCUCAGGUUUUUAUGGAAGAGAUGUAUGUGGGGUUCACUGCUUCCACUGGAGAUCUUGCUCAAGGUCACAAGAUUUUAGCUUGGGGUUUUAGUAACUCAAAUUUUUCGAUAAGUGAUGCUUUGAUCACGCAGGGGUUGCCUUCAUUUGGGCUGCCUAAAGAUCCAGUUCAUCGAUCGAAGGGAUUCAUUGCAGGUAUUACAGUGUCACUUUUGUUUCUUAUUGUGGUCACUGCUGUAGUUUCAUUGUUUCUCAUAAAGAGAAAUAGGAGAAUGAAAAGGGAAAGAGAGGAUAUGGAAGAUUGGGAAUUGGAAUAUUGGCCACAUAGGAUUAGUUAUCAAGAAAUUGAUGCUGCAACAAAGAGUUUUGCUGAUGAAAAUGUGAUUGGAAUUGGAGGUAAUGGGAAGGUAUAUAAAGGGGUUUUGGCUGGGAGUUCAGAGGUUGCAGUAAAGCGCAUUUCUCAUGAAAGCAGUGAAGGGGCAAGGCAAUUCUUGGCUGAGAUUUCAAGUCUUGGUAGGCUAAAGCAUAGAAAUUUGGUGUCACUAAGAGGUUGGUGCAAGAAAGACCGAGGCAGCCUGAUUUUGAUUUAUGAUUAUAUGGAAAAUGGGAGCUUGGAUAAAAGGCUGUUUGAAUGUGAAGUGACAAACAUGUUGAGUUUUGAAGACAGAAUUAGGAUUUUGAAAGAUGUGGCAUCAGGAGUUCUAUACUUGCAUGAGGGAUGGGAGGCAAAAGUGUUACAUAGGGAUAUUAAGGCUAGCAAUGUUUUACUUGACAAGGACAUGAAUGCAAGACUAGGUGAUUUUGGUCUAGCCAGAAUGCAUGAUCAUGGUCAAGUGGCUAACACGACUCGAGUUGUUGGCACAGUAGGUUACUUGGCACCAGAGUUUGUCAAGACGGGCCGUGCCUCUACACAAACUGAUGUGUUUGGAUAUGGAGUUUUAGUUUUGGAGGUGAUGUGUGGAAGGAGGCCUAUAGAGGAGGAAGGCAAGCCCCCUUUAUUGGAUUGGCUGUGGGAACUAAUGAGACGAGGCGAAUUGAUUAAUGCCUUUGAUCGUCGAUUAAGGAUCAAUCAGGAUUUUAAUGAAGAGGAAGCCUUAAGAGUAUUGCAAUUAGGCAUGAUAUGCGCGAGCAUGGACCAUAAAGGUAGGCCAACCAUGAGACAAGUAGUGAAAUUCUUUGAAAGGAACAGUGAGGUUGAUGAAUCUGAAGCUGAGGAUAUGGAUGUUUACCUUCUGGAGAGUUUGAGAUCUAAUACCAUGUUGUCCAAUUUUUCCUUAAGUUUGAGCCAUGGUUCACACCCAACAUUUGAAGAAAUUAGAGAAGGCUGCAAAGAGGAAUGGUUGGUUUUUGAUCAUCACUCUGCUUGAACUCUUGGUACCUGCAUUUCCAAUACUUUCAGGGCCUAGCAUUACUUGAAAUGGUAGUGCUGCUUCAUGAACAUAUUUAUAGGUUGGCUAAGGAAAAAGGGUUGGUUUUGAGAUAUACAUGUAUUAGUCAUUUCUUUUUUUAUACCUUGAUACUAGUUGCAGUGGAAGAAUUUGUUCUCUUAGUUUUAGUUUCCCCCAUAAGAGAAUCUGUUCCUUGUCUCUUUUAUUUCCACUAGCUAUGUUGAUGAUGUACAUAUAUGAAACUCAUAGUAUGGUGUUUAUACUUAUUCUUGA